AUGAGCACCGAACUUUCCAAAAGGAAAAGAUACAGAGAGACAAAGAAAGGGGAUAGGGUCAAAUUACAGAAGCUAGAGCAGAAACAUGUUAGAAUAGCUGAUUUGGACACAGACAAGCCUGCUUUGGAAACUUUAGGGGAAUCAGGUAAGAUUAAGAUGCCAAAGAAGAGGUAUUAUAGGCAGAGGGCACACUCGAAUCCGUUCUCAGACCACAGUUUGGACUAUCCCACAUCACCAGAUGAUAUGGACUGGACUAAGCUGUAUCCAUAUUACAAAACACAAGAUGGUAAAAUAUCAAAGCAGGUGGAAAUAGCAGAUAUUGGCUGUGGAUUCGGAGGAUUGACAGUUGCUUUGGCAACACAGUAUCCAGAGAGUUUGAUCUUGGGAAUGGAGAUUCGUGUGCAAGUGAGCCAAUAUGUGGAAGACAGGCUUUUGGCUUUAAGAGAGAAUUCUAGGGUGAAAGGAGAGUACCAGAAUGCGGCAGUCAUACGAGCGAACGCAAUGAAGUUUCUCCCAAAUUUCUUCAAGAAGGGACAGCUCAGCAAGAUGUUCUUUUGCUUCCCUGAUCCGCAGUUCAAGCAGAGAAAACACAAGGCAAGGAUUGUCACUACCACUUUGCUCAGUGAGUAUGCCUUCGUGCUGAAAGAGGGCGGAAUCAUCUACACUAUUACGGAUGUUCUUGAUUUGCAUAACUGGAUGGUCAAGCAUUUGGACGCACAUCCUUUGUUUGAGCGGUUGGACAAGGACUGGGAGGAGAAAGAUGACUGUGUGAAGAUCAUGACAGUUUCUACAGAAGAGGGUAAGAAGGUGAGCAGAAACAACGGAAGCAAGUACAUAGCGUGCUACCGGCGUGUUGCGGAUCCAGAGUUGUGA
Brettanomyces bruxellensis is the source of this 873-nucleotide messenger RNA. RefSeq names its product tRNA (guanine-N(7)-)-methyltransferase (tRNA(m7G46)-methyltransferase) (gene TRM8). Gene Ontology annotation, molecular function: tRNA (guanine(46)-N7)-methyltransferase activity. The transcript has a single exon. Gene Ontology annotation, biological process: tRNA methylation; RNA (guanine-N7)-methylation. Gene Ontology annotation, cellular component: tRNA methyltransferase complex. Bases 1 to 873 code for a protein of 290 amino acids. NCBI's taxonomy places the organism in Eukaryota, Fungi, Ascomycota, Pichiomycetes, Pichiales, Pichiaceae. The record is from RefSeq and is a predicted model, not a curated record.